AUGAGGUUACUACCGACGGAAUGGCCGUCAACUGAUUUUGUUCCUGUCCUCAUGAAAUGGGUUACAUCUUUGCGUGAGAACCGUCGGUUUAUCAGGUUAUUCACCAUCCAUCCUAAGUUGCUCAGUGGUAUUUUCACACCCAGACAUACGCAGACUUGCGCGAAGCAAUGUGCUACCCAAGUAGGGUCCCAUCCAAGUCGUGAUUGUAUUGACCACACUUACCCUGCGACAGCGCGCACACUACCACACCUACAGCGGGCCAACAGUUAUCUAACGAAAGCUAGUGUUGGACUCAAUCCGGUUCUGCUUCACAUUUGUGCCGGACAACACGCUAACGGCUUGGCAGUGGUGACUGCAGUCAGCAGCAGUGUUCCCUCCUCGGAUGAAAUAUCAACCGGACUAAUGUCACUGACCCGCAGCCUACGGUUUACAAUCAACGGCUUGGCUGCCAAGCCUACAAUAUUCGGCAACACCUUGUCAGAAGGAUGAACGAAAGGAACCGCUCCGUUCAGUGUUGCGCUUGCAAAAAAUGACAUCUGUGAGCCUGAUUCUCAUGCUACGCACAGAACCAUGUGUGAAAGAAUGAGUGACAGUAUCGGACAAUGCUGCCAAGAUGCCAACAGAUCUUGCACUCCGUCCGGCGGGAGUUCGACCCUGCAGAACUUUGGAUGACAGUGCCAAUCGCAGUGUCGUUUGUGCUUCUAGUUCUUGCUCUCAUUGUAUUCACACGUUCAUGUUACACGCCGACCACUG
Opisthorchis viverrini is the source of this 753-nucleotide messenger RNA. RefSeq lists its product as hypothetical. The record is from RefSeq and is a predicted model, not a curated record. The coding region runs from base 1 to 489 and encodes 162 amino acids. The transcript is spliced from 3 exons. Lineage: Eukaryota; Metazoa; Platyhelminthes; Trematoda; Opisthorchiida; Opisthorchiidae.